This is a messenger RNA of Meloidogyne enterolobii, 2636 nucleotides long. The record is from the annotation of a GenBank genome assembly. Lineage: Eukaryota; Metazoa; Nematoda; Chromadorea; Rhabditida; Meloidogynidae.
AUGAAGGAUCGACUUGGGGCACUUAAAGCGGUCCAAUCAGAAGAAGAACAUGAAGAUGUUGCUGCCGCAAUGGAAGCUAGUCAAAGCCAAUUUAUGGAAGAAUUUUUUGAGCAAGUUGAGGAAAUUCGUGGAAGUAUUGAUUUAAUUGCUUCGAAUGUUGAAGAAGUAAAAAAGAAACAUUCUGCGAUUCUUUCAAAUCCUGUGAAUGAUCCAAAAACCAAAGAAGAAUUGGAUGAAUUAAUGGCAGAAAUUAAGAAGACUGCAAAUAAAGUGCGGGGAAAGCUUAAAUUAAUUGAAAAUAGUAUAGAACAUGAUGAAAGUGGAGGUAUGACUAGCGCUGAUUUGCGAAUUCGAAAAACACAACAAGCUACACUUUCAAGAAAAUUUGUUGAAGUAAUGACGGAUUAUAACAAAACACAAACAGAUUAUAGAGAGCGUUGUAAAGGAAGAAUUCAGAGACAAUUGGAUAUUGCGGGUAAAAAAGUUGGCGAUGAAGAUCUUGAAGAAAUGAUUGAAUCUGGAAAUCCUGGUGUUUUUACUCAAGGAAUAAUUACUGACACACAACAAGCAAAACAAACAUUGGCUGAUAUUGAGGCUAGACAUAAUGAUAUUAUGCGAUUGGAAAGUAGUAUAAGAGAAUUACAUGAUAUGUUUAUGGACAUGGCAAUGCUUGUUGAAUCUCAGGGUGAAAUGGUUGACAGAAUAGAAUAUAAUGUGGAACAUGCAAAAGAAUUUGUAGAUAGAGCUGUGGCCGAUACAAAAAAGGCUGUUCAAUAUCAAAGCAAAGCGAGAAGAGUAGGUUUUAAAAAAUUUAAAAUUUUUUCUCUUUAAAUUUAUAAUUUUUUUUUGUUUUUUGCUGUGUUUAGUUAAGUCUUUUUGUUUUUUUAGUUUUAAAAUUUUUUAAAAAUUUUCGAAAAAUUUUUUGAAAAUUCAAAAAAUUGGUAAAACUUUCGAAUCUGGCUACCUAACAAAAAUACUACUUGAAUCAUGUCAUUCGACUUCCUCGACGAGCUCUUACGAAUGAGCUACCAUUUGUAUUAUCAGAUUUUUUACCCCAAGAAUAAGUUUAGUCCCCCUGUGUUUUUUGACCAUUUCGAGCCCUGUAUGUUAUCCCAGUUGUUUCCACUGGAUAAUGGUGUUAUUCGUCUCAACUUGUCGAGAUCUUUCGAAUGACAACUGAUUCAAGUAUUUUUGUUUUAUUUUUGUUUGGUGGACAAUUUUCCCAAAAAAAUUUUUUGAAAAUUUCAAAAAAUUUUUCAAAAUUUUCCAAAAAAAUUUUUUUCGUUUUUUGUUUUGCUUUCCCCCUUCCCCCCUCCUUAUUUUUUUAUUUUUUGUUUCUAGAAGAAAAUUUUUUGUCUAAUUGUUGCAAUCGUUUUGUUGGCUUUACUAAUUGGUGGAAUUAUUUUAUAUUUUGUUAUGAAUUUUGCUGUGAUGCCGCAUGGGCUCCCUGAAGUUAAUGAAGGGCACGAGUCUUCUUCUUCUGUUUCUCGAAAUGAAACAAAUGAUAUAAAUACAAGCCGCCACCAAAUUAAUAAAACUUUAAACAAAACACCAAAGAAUUGAGAGGAAGGAAAAAGUGGGAGAGAAAGGUUUAAAUUUAUAAAAAGGGUUAUCAAGAAAAGUUUUUGCGGGCUGAUAUUUGCGGACUAGAGACCGGCGGAGAUCGCACUUCCGGGAUCCCGAGUCGGGAUUUUUUUAAACCAAUGCCGGGACGGGAUCCCGAGGGAUAAAUCCCGAAUAAAUCCGAAAAUCAAGAAAUCAGGGAUCGGGAUCCCGGAAAAUCCCGUCGUGAUCCCGUCUCGCGCCGGUCUCUAUUGCGGGCAAACUUGGGGCAACGGUUACUAGGUUUUUUUCUAGGGCUGGAUUUUUGUGGGAUAUUGGGGGUAUUUAUCUUUUAAAACUGUAAAGUUGUAUUUGUCCGCAAAUGUUUGUCCGCAAAUUUUGCUCUACCCAAAGAUUCCAUUUUUGAUUGCAUUUCAAAGGGAAAAAUUUUAUUUUUGAAAAUUUUUUCUUAAAAGAUACCCUACUCGCUUUGCUUAUUUCCUUAUUUUUCCUUUUUAACCCCCUUGUAAUUAAUUGUAAACUUCAUAUUUUAAAAUGCCUUAAUAGGUGAGAUUUUUUGAAUUUUUUUGGGGAUGUCUUUUUUAUAAAUAUUCCUGUGCCUUUAAAAUAAAUUUCUUUAAUUUUUUUUAAAUUGUGAUUCUUUGCAUUUUAUUCAUAAAACUAUGUAUUUUUGUCUAAAUUUUAUCCAAAUUUUUAUUUUUUUUUAAUUUGCGGACAAUCCGCAAUUUAUUUGCGGACAAUCCGCCAAAUUAAAGAGGGUAGUAGGAAAAAAACAAACAUUACUCCAGAGAAAUCUUUGGAAUAAUUUCACUUUUAGGCAGAGUUUUCUACUCUUUUUUAAAAUAAAUUUUUAAGAAUUAAAUCCGCAACUUUUUUUAUCCGCAAAAUAAAAUCCGCAAUUUUUUGUCAACUUGUCCUUUGGUUGGUCGUCGGUUAGAUAAAAUAAAAUUUUGUUUUAGUAUUUUUUGUUGUUUUCUCUUCGUCGUUUGUGUUCAGUAACGUCGUGUUUGUGGUUUUGUCUCUAAAAAGAAAUUUUUUUAAUUUUAAAAUUUUUUUAGAAAAAAAUCAUUGUA